Molecule: messenger RNA, 1827 nt
Organism: Erigeron canadensis
Lineage: Eukaryota; Viridiplantae; Streptophyta; Magnoliopsida; Asterales; Asteraceae
Exons: 3
Coding region: 1-1827 (608 amino acids)
Source: RefSeq, a predicted model, not a curated record
AUGGAUAUGCUUAAUGAGCAUAAUUCUGUAGCAAAAGCUUUUCGUAUGGCACGAGAUUGGUGUUCAGCAAAUGAGAAUCAUCCAUGCGAAUUACGUUUGCUUGCACAGAGAGCCAAUUUGCGACAAUAUAGCAACCCAAAUGUUUCUGAAAUUGCUGCCUUGGUGUCAAAUGAUUUUGGGGUGAGUUCAGAGCCUAGGGAUAUUGUAGUGAGCACUACUAAUGGAUUCCUGCAGAGAAUCUCAGAAUUGCAUCCACUUUACAUGGUGUUACAAUAUCCCUUGCUUUUUCCUUAUGGUGAAUCUGGAUAUCAUGAGGGAAUCCCAUAUUUUUCAAACAUUGGUAGAAGGAAAACCAAGAGGAACUGCUUGACAAUGAGAGAGUUCUAUUGUUAUAGAAUUCAUUAUCGACCUAAUGAAGGCACAACUUUGUUAAGAGGCGGCCGCCUCUAUCAACAAUACUUGGUAGAUUCUUAUACUGCAGUUGAAGAACAGCGUCUUCGAUAUGUCAGGACUCAUCAGCCUGAACUUCGGGUUGAACUGUAUGACAAUGUAUGCGACGCUGUCACACGCGGGGACACCAACGCUAAGGCACUUGGUCAAAGAAUAGUGUUACCCGCAACUUUCACAGGAAGUCCCAGGUAUAUGGUGCAAAACUUCCAAGACUCCAUGGCCCUAUGCAGGAAAUUUGGAAACCCGGAUCUGUUCAUAACUUUUAAAGCAAAUCCAAAAUGGUCGGAGGUUGGUCAUAUGUUAUCGUUCAUUCCAGGUCAGAAGUCUCAUGAUCGUGCAGAAUAUGUGGCCCGCGUUUUCAAAUUGAAACUCAACGACAUGAUGCAUGAAAUCAUGAAGAAUGAUAUAUUUGGCAAGGCCUUAGCAGGUUUUUACACAAUUGAAUUCCAAAAGCGUGGACUUCCACAUGCUCAUAUUCUAAUAUGGCUUGAUGAAAUGGCGAGAUGCAAAACCCCGGCAGAUAUAGAUGAUAUAAUUUCUGCGGAAAUCCCUUUGGAAGCUAAUGAUCCAAAAGGAUAUAAAGCUGUUACUGAUUACAUGAUACACAGGCCGUGCGGCCCGGACGCUAGAGAAGCGUCAUGUAUGAACAUGGGAAAAUGCAUGAAGCAUUUCCCAAAGCCGUUUUAUCAGGAAACCACAAUCGACGAAGAUGGGUAUGCUGUUUAUCAGAGGAGGAAUACUAAGAAUACUGUGGUAAAAUUCAAAAUCCCCCUUGAUAACAGAUUUGUCGUCCCAUACAAUCGCAAGGUUGAUGAAGUCAAAAAUUACUUGGAUUGCCGUUAUUUAUCACCGUGUGAGGCAGUGUGGCGGUUGUUUGCACUUGAUAUACACUACUGUAAACCAUCUGUAGUAAAACUAACCUUCCACCUUCCUGAGCAACACACCAUCACCCUACGUGACUCAGAAGACCUACCUGCUCUGCUACACAGACCAAGAAUCAAGGAUACCAUGUUCACCCAAUGGUUUGAACUAAACAAAAGAGAGAAGGAAGCCAGGGCAUUCAAAUAUUCUGAAAUACCUGCCGAGUACGUAUGGGUUAAUAAAGAUAAAUAUUGGAAAAAAAGGAGAAGGAGAAAGAACACUGUGGGGCGGAUUGUUUACUGCCAUCCUGCAGCCGGCCCCAGGUACUAUUUGAGGAUGUUUCUUAACGUGGUCAAAGGACCAAGAAGUUAUAAAGAGCUGAAGACAGUGAAAGGGAGGGUUUGUGAAUCAUUUAAAGAAGCCUGUUAUGCAUAUGGAUUGCUAAAUGAUGAUCGCGAGUGGAGUGAAGCCAUUGCCGAAGCUAAAUCAUGGGCAACUGGCCCACAACUUCGCUAG